AUGCUCGGGGGAGCUUCACCCCCGAAGCUUAACCGCUUUCACUUCGAGAACUUUUGGCUUCAGCAGCCAGAGUUUGUGGAAGCGGUCGGUCUACGGUGGCUGCAGGCUGCGAGCUCACCCCCGUGGGUUUUUAAUGCGGUGGAUGUGUGGCAUCACUGCGCUAAAUUGGCCCGUCAGUUCAUGAGGGGCUGGGGGGCCAACCUUGGGGCGGACCUCCGCCUUCGCAAGAGUAGUCUCUUGGAGCAGAUCCAAGCUUUAGAUCGCGUAGCUGACGCGGACGGUUUAGACGCUGAGGAGUGGCUUCAGCGAUAUGCCCUUGAGCACUCACUCAUGGAGAUCUACAAGGGUGAGGAGGUCUUCUGGCGGCAACGGAGUCGCCAGAAAUGGCUUCUGCAGGGGGAUGCCAACACUGCCUACUUCCAUGCGAUUGCUAAUGGAAGGCGCCGGAAGUGCACUAUCCCUUGCCUUUGGAGCGGGGAUCUUCUUCUGGAGGAGGCCAGGGAGAUCUCAGCCCAUAUCUACUCCUUUUAUAAGGAGCUUUUCGAGGCCGGCCCCAGGACGGGGGUCGCCCUUGCCGAGGAUCUAUGGCCGGCUAGGGCCUGGGUCUCGGAGGCCGAGAAUACGGAACUCACACUCCCUUUCCUGGCAACUGAGGUCAGGGAGGCGGUGAUGGGCAUGAGGGCCAACUCGGCCCCUGGCCCUGAUGGCUUUCCUGUGGUGUUCUUCUAG
Lolium perenne is the source of this 729-nucleotide messenger RNA. The record is from RefSeq and is a predicted model, not a curated record. Lineage: Eukaryota; Viridiplantae; Streptophyta; Magnoliopsida; Poales; Poaceae.